AUGGCAAAGUGGUUCCUUCUUGUGCUCUACACUGCCCUAAUUGUGUGGUGGUGCAACGCACCCUCCACUUUUGCCAUGAGAACAAAUGAAACUGAUCGACUUGCUUUGUUAGCUUUCAAGGCUGCCAUAGAUGAUCAAGCCUCUUUUGGUGCCCUCAGUUCUUGGAAUGAUUCUGUCCACUACUGCGACUGGCACGGCAUUAUGUGCAGCCGCCGGCAUCCCGAUAGAGUCGUGAAGUUGGACUUAACAUACGAAGGCCUUGUCGGAUCACUCUCCCCUCACAUAGGAAACCUGAGCUUCCUGAGGAGAAUCAUUCUUUCAGACAACAACUUCCACGGCCCGAUCCCAGAGGAGAUCGGUCGUUUAUUUCGCCUUCAACACAUAGACCUCCGCAACAACUCGUUUGGCGGUGGACUACCCAAGAACCUGUCACGCUGCACACAUCUUGAGUACUUGCUCUUGUUUAACAACCACCUGAGUGGAAACAUCCCAUCUGAGCUAGGGUCUUUGUCAAAGCUUCGAGAUUUAACCCUCAGUACAAAUAAAAUUUCGGGAACCAUCCCUCCUUCCAUUGGUAACCUAUCAUUACUUGGCGUGCUUUUCUUUAGUGAAUGCAAUUUGCAAGGAGAGAUUCCUGAGGGCAUUGCUAAGCUUCGGCUAUUGACAUUUCUCAGCGUCGAGAUUAACAAGUUGUCUGGAAAUAUUCCUUCUAGCAUAUACAACAUCUCCACUCUCACUGUAUUCUCAGUACAAUUUAACCGUCUUGAAGGAAAGAUUCCUCCAGAUAUAGGGUCAAAAUUUCCUAAUCUUCGGUUUCUAGGCUUUUAUAAUAAUUUGUUCACAGGGAUGAUUCCUACUUCGUUGUCUAAUGCUUCCGGUCUUGAAUAUAUAUACUUUGGUUCGAAUAACUUCAUCGGGCAGAUGCCAAAAGAUCUUGGAGAACUUUUACGUCUUAAAGUGAUGAACUUCCAGGCCAAUCAGUUGGAGGAUGACAUUUCUUUCAUCUCAUCUCUAACUAAUUGCACCAAAUUGACAUUUCUUCUUGUUAACGAGAAUCUUCUCAAAGGUUCAUUGCCCAACUCCGUAGCCAAUCUCUCUAUCGAUCUUAGCUUCUUGGUUCUAGGGUUGAAUCAACUACAUGGAAGUAUUCCUUCGGGUAUCGGGAACCUCCUCAAUCUCACUAUCUUGGCUUUAUCAUCCAAUUAUUUUUCCGGCCAUGUUCCCGACACCAUUGGUAGAUUUCAUAAGUUGAAUUAUCUGGAUUUAGAAAUGAACAAAUUCACAAAACUGCCUUCUUCACUUGGUAAUUUAAGUGCACUGAAUCGUCUCUACUUGGGGCAAAAUAACAUCCGUGGAAGCAUACCUUUGAGUCUGGGCAACUGUCAACAGUUGUUAGCAUUAGAUCUUUCUCAUAAUAAUCUAUAUGGUUUGAUACCUCUCGAAAUCAUGAAUCUUUCAUCGAUUUCGAUUUUUUUCAAUUUAAGCUACAAUUCGUUGACUGGUUCUCUUCCAUCAGAAGUCGGGUCUUUGAAAAACCUCGCAAAGUUUGAUGUGUCCAAUAAUAGGUUAUCAGGGUCUAUUCCAAAUUCGUUGAGUGGAUGUUUGAGCUUGGAAGUUCUUCAUUUGGAAGGCAAUUCAUUUGAAGGUGAGAUACCUCAAAGUUUGAGCAAGCUUAGGGGUUUACGAGAGUUGGACCUUUCACGCAAUAAUUUAACGGGGUUGAUCCCUAGUUAUAUUGGUGAGCUUGCAUUAGAAAUACUGAAUCUGUCUUUCAAUAUGCUGUAUGGAGAAGUUUCAACACAAGGAAUUUUUCGAAAUGCCAGUGCAAUUUCAAUUGUUGGAAUGGAUAAUCUAUGUGGAGGUAUUGCUGACUUAAAUCUUCCUCCAUGCCCAUCAUCAAUGUCCAAGAGAAAAAAACUAUCUUACAAGACAAAGAUAAUACUACAUGUGGUGGUUGCUCUUGUGAUAUCUUCAACUUUGGCAGUUAGCUUGUUUAUGUUUCGUCACCGACAAUGUGUCUCAAGGAAGGAGGACUCUUCUAAGCCAUCUUUCGAACACCAAAUUCUAAGAGUUUCGUAUGCAGAUCUUCUCAAAGCCACCAACGGAUUUUCAGAGGCUAAUCUAGUAGGGGUUGGGAAUUAUGCUUCUGUUUAUAAAGGGAUCCUUGAUCAAGACCAGAUUGUUGUGGCAGUGAAAGUACUCAAUCUUCAGCUCAGGGGAGCUUUAAAGAGCUUCAUGCUAGAAUGCAAAGCACUUCAAACCAUAAGGCAUCGGAAUCUUUUGAAGGUAUUAAGUGCAUGUUCUAGCAUAGACUUCCAUGGUAAUGAAUUCAAAGCUAUAAUAUAUGAAUUCAUGGCCAAUGGAACAUUAGAUGGAUGGCUGCAUCAAAAUGGAGUUGCGGAACACGAGUACCUAAAAGCGAGCCAGAGGCUGGACAUUUCGAUUGAUGUUGCUUCUGCACUUGAGUAUCUUCAUUGUGGUUGUGAGUCAACAAUCAUUCAUGGUGAUCUGAAGCUAAGUAAUGUCCUUUUGGAUGAUACAAUGGCUGCCCAUGUUGGAGAUUUCGGGUUAGCAAGAAUUAUUUCUCAAGCCUCAACAAAUGCACCGCAACAUCAAAGCAAUUCAAGUGCAAUAAGGGGAACAAUAGGCUACAUCGCUCCAGAGUAUGGCGUGGGUGACAUGGCUUCCACCAUUGGGGAUGUAUAUAGCUUUGGCAUUCUUCUAUUGGAGAUGUUUACUGGCAAAAGACCAACUGACAAAUUGUUUAAAGAUCAUCUAAAUCUUCAUAACUUCAUUAAGAAUGCUUUGCCAGACCAAGUGAUGGAUUUAGUCGAUCCCUCCAUCCAACUGGAGCACAACAAUGGAAGUUGGAUAAACGAUUGCAUGGUUUCCAUUCUGACAAUUGGAGUUGCAUGUUCAUCAGAAUUGCCAAGAGACCGCAUGGAGAUGGGAACCGUUGUGAGCAAACUAUGUAACAUAAAAAAAUACUUGGGUGAACGGAGGCUAGAAACAUAAGGAAGUUUAAAAAGAUUUUGCGACAUGGAAGCCAAAGGUGUGUACCCUACUCUCUUUCACCUUGUAAUAAAUCUCCAUUACUUUUUUUUUCUCAUAACGUUUUCGUUUCUCUUGCUCUUUCCGUUUGGUUCCAUUCAGCUCAUGUAGCGCAAAGAUGAGUUUGAGCAAGUCAACUAAAACACUUGUGCCUUUGUGUCCACUAUCCAGGACUAUCAAUGCCCUCCAAUAAUGAUACCUCCGCAAUAUGCUGAUCCAAUUGCCAAUCGAGAACCUCGUUUCUUUAAAGUAUCUUAAGUGUUAAUUAUGUGUAAUUGUUGUUCAUCAGUUCAUGUGGGAAGUUUCCUACUGAGAUUGCAUGCUCAGGAUUUCUACUUUUGCCUUACGGAACAAUAGCCUUAUAGUUAUAGUUUUAAUUCCUCUGUAUCCUGAAAUUGCAUGUCGGUAUAGUUCUUGAUCUUGUUUUCCCUG
Messenger RNA from Rhododendron vialii, 3483 nucleotides. Its product is annotated as probable LRR receptor-like serine/threonine-protein kinase At3g47570. Gene Ontology annotation, molecular function: protein kinase activity; ATP binding; protein binding. Gene Ontology annotation, biological process: protein phosphorylation. The transcript is spliced from 2 exons. The coding region runs from base 1 to 3015 and encodes 1004 amino acids. The record is from RefSeq and is a predicted model, not a curated record. Lineage: Eukaryota; Viridiplantae; Streptophyta; Magnoliopsida; Ericales; Ericaceae.